Molecule: messenger RNA, 708 nt
Organism: Tilletiopsis washingtonensis
Lineage: Eukaryota; Fungi; Basidiomycota; Exobasidiomycetes; Entylomatales
Product: adaptin ear-binding coat-associated protein 1 NECAP-1
Exons: 5
Coding region: 1-708 (235 amino acids)
Biological process (GO): endocytosis
Cellular component (GO): clathrin vesicle coat; membrane
Source: RefSeq, a predicted model, not a curated record
AUGGCCUCCUCCUCCGCCCCUGCCACUGCAGCAGCAGCACCGCCGCCCGCCGACGCGCCCAUCGAUGCGCUCCUCUUCGUUGCGCGCGAGUGCUUUGUGUACAAGGUGCCGCCACGCGCCUCGCUGGCCGGCUACAAGGCGGCCGAGUGGGGCGACAUGGAGGCAUUUCUGUGGAAGGGCCGUCUGCGCAUCGUCGAGCACGGCGCCGCGUGCAGCAUCCGGCUCGAGGACGGCGACAGCGGCGAGCUCUUUGCGCGCGCGCCGUACGACGCAGACGGCACGGCCGUCGAGCCCGUGCUCGACUCGAGCCGCUACUUUGUGCUGCGUGUGCAGGGCGAGGAUGGACGGCGCGCGUUUGUCGGCAUGGGCUUCCUCGACCGCUCCGACGCCUUCGACUUCAACGUCGCGCUGCAGGACUGGACGAAGUGCGUGUGCUCCUCGCAUGCGUCUCUGUCUCCCGCUGAUGAUCGGCCUCCCAGGCGCGCGCGCGCCGCUGCCUCGCCCGCCGCCGCCGAGGAGGCCGGGCCGUCGCCGCACGCGCCGCCGCAGGGCACCGACUACAGCCUCAAGGCCGGCCAGACGUUUGCCGUCAAGCUGCCGGGCGCCGCGGCGCGGCGGAAGGACAAGCCGGCGGCCACCGCCGGCGCGCCUGCCUUUGGCGCCGGCGGAGGCCUGCUGCCGCCGCCGCCGCCGGGCCGCCGGGCGUGA